Messenger RNA from Dothidotthia symphoricarpi CBS 119687, 1339 nucleotides. RefSeq names its product kinase-like protein. Gene Ontology annotation, cellular component: cytoplasm; nucleus. Gene Ontology annotation, biological process: protein phosphorylation; intracellular signal transduction. The record is from RefSeq and is a predicted model, not a curated record. Gene Ontology annotation, molecular function: protein serine/threonine kinase activity; ATP binding. The transcript has 6 exons. The coding region runs from base 389 to 1339 and encodes 316 amino acids. NCBI's taxonomy places the organism in Eukaryota, Fungi, Ascomycota, Dothideomycetes, Pleosporales, Dothidotthiaceae.
UGGUGUCCCUGUGCACUCCACGAACAACAUCUUGCACUGGCAAUGCUCAGGCGUUGGGAACUCAGUAUGCUCUAUUGAGUGUUUACUAUAACGAGGCAGUGCGAGAAAUGAGUGACGCCAGCUGCCCGCGGAUCCUUUGAGAGCUCCUCGGCAACCCCGCUGUCUCCUUCCGAUUCGGUUCACAGCCUGGCGUUAUGCCCACAUUGCCUUCUCGUAGAACAGGUCCUGGGUUCAUGUUGACGAGAUCGGCAGCGUCCACCACAUUCAGAUUGUUCGCUAUUUCCGAGUCUUCAAUUUCACUCCUUCACGUUCGCAUGACCUUGCAUCUUUUUACUCAAUCCGUACAGAGUUUCUGCCUCUGUCUGUUUUACUACCUUCCCGCAGGCUCAUGGCGCUACGCAUUGGACAAGUCCUUCGUGGUGCAAAGCAUAGAUAUGAGCUGUUGUAUCCACUGAAAGAUUCCACCGUCUUCAAAGCCAAAGUGUUGUCCAGCCGUAUCGCAAAGGCAGAAUGGGUUAUGAUCAAAACAGCCGCUACCGAUGAGGAAAAGAUGUGUUUGAGGCGCGAAUACAGAAACUACAGAGUUGAAGACAUUGCCUCGAGCCCGUACAUCCGAGCUCUGUGCGAUAUUGUGAGGUUGAACGAACACCAAGACGACCCAUCAUGCUUAGUGUUCGGAUGGAUGGACCAUGAUUUGGGAGCUGUAACCGCCCCCGAAUUUCGCGGCAAUCCAGUAAUACCCAGAGUCGUGUCUAAGGCGGUUCUAUCGGCUCUCGACGUUUUGAGAACAAUUAAUGGCGUCCAUACGGAUGUCAGCCCGAAUAACAUCUUCGUUUCUCAUAUCCAUGGGAGCUCUCCAGUUGCUAAGUUAGGAGAUUUAGGUAAUGCAAUCAAAGACGGCUCUUCAACGCAACGUCUUCAAAGCCUACCAUGUAGAGCGCCCGAGGUCUGGCAAGGCUUGGCUUGUCGACACUCCUCAGAUGUAUGGUCUCUUGGUGCUACGUUGACAACAAAAGCAUCGCCGCUCGGCCUUUUUGGCGAUGCUAACAAGGUUAUUGACGGACACACUGAAGCAUACCCGUUAGGUCAGCCUAUUGACUGUCAGACUUACAAGAACGAGUUUAAGCUUGCAGAACAGUUAGCGGUUAUGGAUCAUCCUCUUAGUCCCAUAAAGCUUAUUACCAAAGGCAACUGGCGUGAGGAAUUGCAGCACAUCCCAGAUCCUUCGGUGUCACCAGACCUGCUAGACUUCAUUGAGUCUUUACUGGUCAUUGACCCUGAUAAGAGACCUCUUGCUUCUGAGGCAUUGUUACACCCCUAUUUGCAAUAUGUUGCGUAA